UAAAACACGAAAGUAGAAGAAGAAAGACGUGUCUGUUGAGGUUAUGGGUAUUUGUUUGGCCAAAAAUUUGCCAACAAUGUUAAACAGUUGAUUCUUAAUUAAGAUUAAAAAUAAGUAUUGCUGUUUUAUGAUCCUAAAAAAUUAAGAGAUGGGCACUGCAGUGAGUAGAAGUUUGGACCUAUCUACCAAUGAGUAUUGUUUGAAGUUCGUCGGAAAAGAGGCGAUAUCCCUAAACCACCCUUUUUGGAACAGAUUUUUAUCAUUUAAUAUAACUCCACCAACAACAAGGAACGACCAGAUACUGUUGGAAUCAAAAAUUGAGUCAUUGUGCCAAGAGCUGUUAAAAAACUCUGUGGAAUCGGGAAAUGUAAGCACUCUUAUACGAUUAUUUGUAACCAGAUCAUCUGAACUGUUAGGAGCGACCGAUUCAAAUGCCAGCAUCUUUAACUGGCAAUUAUUCAACACUCUUUUUACGAUAAGGUGUGUGUUAAAGUUCUUCAUUGAAACAACUACAGAAGAACAACUUUUGGAGCUUAUAGAACAUGAUUCCAAUGAAUCUAAUUUGGAAUCGUUUAUUGAAGCGCUAUUCGCAGUAGUUGUUGAUGUUCCAGUACAAGACACAACUUAUGGAAUUCACUUAGAAGCUAUCACAUGUCUUUUGAUAUUGUUGUCGGUUCAGUUUCAUUCUGGACAGAGAUCAGAUAACAGUGUCGUCUAUCAUACCGUCAUGAAUGGACGUCAUGUUAUAAGUUCUCCACUUUUUGUGAAAUGUCUCAUGAUCAAUUUCAUCAAUCAGCAGGCUUUGCCUCCUGGAUAUGGCGCAGGGCAUGGACAGAGCUUAGUCAUUGGAUUAGCUUCAGAGCUUUGGUCUAUUUUAACAUUUUCAAAAAAAUCUGAAGAUGCCGAAGUAUCUGAGCAGAGUGAUUUCCAACGGGCUCCGCUGGCCACGCAAAGUAUAUUAUUGCUUUUAGUGUUGGUGCAUAACUGGGCUACCGUCAACAAUCCUUACAGGCUCAGCUUAUUUUCUUGUUCAAAUCAAGAUAAUAACCCCUUGCCACCAACUAACGAAAAUUCAAUCUUCAAAUUAGAUUUUCAGUCAUUGUACUUAACUAUUUGUAAAAAAGCUAAUGGAGAUGCACCCACUCUUCUACUGUAUUUGUUGUUACAUAGAAAUGCUUCGUUUAAAACAUUUCUUUUAAGUAGGCUGGAUAUACAGGGCCUGAUUAUACCAAUUCUAAAAACUUUGUACAAUGCACCAAAUAGCCAUAGUCAUCACAUCUACAUGUCCAUUAUUAUUCUACUUAUUUUAAGUGAAGACGAUGUUUUCAACAAAACUAUUCAUCAAACCAAACUAAAAAAUAUUACGUGGUAUACUGAACGCCAACUCACUGAAAUAUCAUUAGGAGGUUUAUUAAUUCUGGUUAUAAUUCGUACGAUUAAGUACAACAUGCUAAAAAUGAGAGACAAAUAUCUACAUACGAAUUGUUUAGCCGCCUUAGCAAAUAUGUCAUCGCAAUUUCGCGAUUUACAUCCUUAUAUAAGCCAAAGAUUAGUGUCUUUAUUUGAGACAAUGGCAAAAAAGUACCAGAAACUGCAUAGAAAACUACAAAACGGAAAAGAAAUCAAGCUAGAUGAGACCACCAUUCAGAUAAAUGAUUCGACAGAAUUAGAACAGGAUGUAAAUGUACUCGAAGAAGUACUGAGGAUGGUUCUUGAGAUAAUAAACUCGUGCUUAACUUCGCAGUUGACAAAUAAUCCAAAUCUGAUCUACACUCUACUCUAUAACAGACAGGUUUUUGAAGCGUUUCGAGACAAUGUUGUAUUUCAAGAUAUAAUUUACAAUAUCGAUAUCGUAAUCAAAUACUUCUCUGAUUUGCUAAAUACGAAAUCCAACCACCAAGAAGUAGAUGCAUCUCAGGUACUACAAGUUAUUCAACAGGGAGGGCGACAGUGGCCUAGAGAUAAAUUGGCUGCGACAUGCAUGAACCCGGGAAGCUCGCAGGAAUCCGAAUCAGGCCAAGCCUCUCAGGAAGGAUUUUUCCUGAAUCCCAAAUAAAAAAGAGGUCGGAGAGCAUGCAAAACCAGCUCCAGACAGGGCUAAACCCUCUAAACAACAACCACAACCUCAACUCCCAACAUUGCCACCACCACAGCAACAACGCUACUACUUCGCACACAUCUUAGUAGAAUCUUCAAGAACAACAUUUAUAAUUCAGCUCCACAAUUACACCACUACAACUCCGCAAGUUACUAACCGAUAAAUAUCACCCUCCUAUUUGUUGAUGGCUUCACUAAACAAUCCUCUGAACGACUGCCUUCAUUCUACUCUACCCCUACUAGCCUUACCUAGACGAUAAAAUGCAUAUUUUCUAAAGCCCAUGUCCCAUACAUCCGUUUAUACGAUGAUCCGACGGACGAAUUCACGGAUCUCCAACCAAUAGAAGCAGUUCCUUCAAUAUUUUUGCUACUAUUAUAAUAGAUUAUUCAUUCAAUGAUUUAAAUAUUUCAGGGCAUUUAGAUGUGUGUUUUACAUAUGGAAGGCAUAUCUGAAUUAUUCAAUAUAUAUUUUAUAGAAUUA
This is a messenger RNA of Dendroctonus ponderosae (mountain pine beetle), 2578 nucleotides long. Its product is annotated as dymeclin. Gene Ontology annotation, biological process: Golgi organization. The record is from RefSeq and is a predicted model, not a curated record. Bases 149 to 2056 code for a protein of 635 amino acids. The transcript is spliced from 8 exons. Gene Ontology annotation, cellular component: Golgi apparatus. Lineage: Eukaryota; Metazoa; Arthropoda; Insecta; Coleoptera; Curculionidae.